UAAAAAAAAAAAAAAAAGUAGUUGAAAAGCUUUGAAGAUACAUUAACAUUUAUUCUUAAAGUUUUCCACAAAGACAUUUUUGGGUCAUUUGAUACAUAAAGCAUUACUCCCCCUUAGAACCCCACUAGCUCACCAUCUCAAAACAAGCCCUGAUUUAAUAUAGGUUGGGGGAAGCCUGGGUGGUGAGGGGAGGGUGAGAUCUUACAACAGGUAUCUAACGAACGUCAUUGAAAACAUCUGGAGUGCUUGCCUCCUUUCCCCGAAACAGAUGCUAGAACCUUCGACCCACUGGCCAGUAAGAGCAACUAACCUAAAACAACACCCUUCCCUCAUUGUCUCUCAAGGUCUUUUAGGAGGGUGGUUAAUCUAGCUGUAUUUCCUCUUCCUGUUCUGGCUGCAGGGAGGGACAAGAUGAGGUGAAAGGAGGCACAUCUCCAAGAUCGGCUGGAGCCAUAGCAGAAGUGCAAAUCCUGUUCCAGCUCCUGCCACUUCAUAGUACAAGCUACUUUCUCAGCCCUUUUUUCAGUUACCUGCUCAGCCAUCUGCCAGCAUCCAGCCAGCUAUGAAGCAUGAAUGAGAUGAGUUCUGGUAUCUCCCCAUCUAGGACUAGGAAUGCCCGCCUCCCCCAUCCCCAGAUCCCCAAAACACCAGAGGGGACAAUAGAACCAUCCUUGCAUCUGCCCACAGAACUUCCAACUGCCUCGGGUCAUCCAAGGGGAUGUCGUGUCACAUUGUUUUUCCGAAAAAAUCUAUAAAAGCUUUAAUCUCACCUGGCUACAAGAGGAAGGCUAAAUGGGAUUUUCAUGCAUUAUAAAGUGUAGGCAACCUGAAUUCUUUGGUGAACUCAAGUUGACAGACUUUUCAUCCAGUGGGAUAUUUAGGCGAAGUCCCUGCUGAAAUCUUUUAUUUUCUUAAACUGGAGGCAUUUCCUUGAACUGCAUGUUUUAGGGCUCUUUUUCUUUUUCCAGAAACCAAACCAGAAAUAAGCCCAAAAGGGGGAUUUAUUGGAAAUAAACUGUUAGCCCAGAGAAUUAAGGAAGUACUACAGGAACUAGAUUACUUUGGGGACUCGUGGGCUGGAACCAGGAACUCAGAUACUGUCUCUCCUCUUCCUCAGGGACAGGCAGCUCCAGCAUCACAAGCUCUCAGCUAAAGCACCUCUCUUUCCUGGAUUCAGCUUGAGAGAGCUCUGGGAGAAACUGGCCAGGCUUGGGUCAUGUCCCCACCUAUUGGACCACUCACGGUAGCCAGGAAUGGAUAGGGUAAGACCUUAUGCUUGGCCCUGCGUGGAUUAUGUGUCCGUCCUGUGGCCAGGGAGAGGUGAUCCAUUUUCAGAAGAAUAGGGUAUCAUACACAUGGGCACUGGAGAAAUGAAGAGCUAGGUAGCCAUGUAAUUUGUUUCCCCCUUUGGUGAAAAUGCUUCAAAAUUCCAUUAUUUAAAAAAUGAAAUAAUAUUCCAAAGAGUCACUGCUGACUGUUUCCAGGGAGGCCGAAAUUUCCCCAACCAUCAUGACUGCUGCAGCUUUUAAGUAGAUGGUGAGGAUCCUGGGAACUGCAUAACCUGUUCACAUGGCCUAGGAGCCCACCAAAGCAUGAUUACUGUUAGCCUAGGCUUAUGUCCAGGGAACUUGCUUGGACUUCUUUGUACAUCUCUCAUCCAUACUCACCAUUUAAGUAAAAAGUCCCCGAACAUCUGCCUUCUCUUGUACUCUUAGGCAUUUGUACGUCUUCUCUCAUUUAAUUCUGACAAUAUUCUUGAAACAUAGGCAUUAUUAUCCACAUUUUAUAGUUGGCAGGGAACAAAGAAACUAAAGCACAGAGAGGUUAAGUUGUCCCAAGAAGAAUUCUUGUCCCAAGAAGAAUCCCCAUUCUCCUUUGGGAUGGCUCUCCUAUUUCCUCUCCUGUCUCCACUCCCCCACAGGCUCAUUCACUAAUUUCACUAGUUUGUUUUACAAAACAAAUGCUCCCACACAUUUGAUCCAAUCACAGAACAUUCCUUCCACUUCUUUGGCUGACUUGUUCCUAAAGAACUGGUUCUUCUUCAGCCUUACAAAAAGAAGACUCUCACUCUUCACAUUCAACACCUCAGUCAGGAUGUGGGAUCAGAUUUCAGAUCGUUGUGCCCCUAUUUUUAUUCUUUGAGAAGAGUGAUGUGUCCAAUUGAUCCAUGAUUAUGUUAGCAGUUAUCAUACUGAAUUGCUGUUUUUCUAUUAUUUGUCUCCAUCAUUAGAUGGUAAUUAUCUUAAGAACUGGGACUGCAAACCUUGGACAUAACAGUUUCUCAGUAUGUGAAUUGAACGAAUGAAUGAUUAAGCAAAUGAAUGAAUGAUGAACUAAAGACCAUGGGGUUCGGUAUCAAAAAAUCUGGGUUUGAAUUCUGUCUCUAUCACUUACUCUCUGAGUGACUUGGGACAACUUAACCUCUCUGUGCAUUAGUUUCUUUGUUCCCUGCCAACUAUAAAAUGUGGAUAAUAAUGCCUAUGUUUCAAGAAUAUUGUCAGAAUUAAAUGAGAGAAGAUGUACAAAUGCCUAGUACUAUGUAGGGCAUAUAGAAGAACUCUGUAAAUAGCAGCUUUAAAAAGGAGAUGUUAAAAGACUUAACAAAGACAAGUGGAGGGAACUCGUUGGUCACCACUAGGGAGAACAUUGGCCAAGGCUCAUGACUUGGACCUCUGGAAUAUACUGGAUACCUUCAGGCUCAAAGGUAGGUGGGAAAAUGGCAUAACAAAGAAAACCAUGCCAGAAAGGAGCCAAAAGUCAUUAUUACUAAACUGAAAGUUCUCUGAGAAGAGUGAUAUACCUAAUUUAUUAAUGUAUACUUAGCAUCUAGCACCACACCAUACGUUACAAAUGUUUGUUGAAUAAAUCAGUGAAUGAAUACUGAUUAGGAUCUUUUGAGAUUCUUAACCUUGACAAGUGAUCUAUGAAUUUAAUAUUUAAAAUAAUUUUAAUGUAGAAGAGAUAUAUAAAAUAUUCCUAAUGUAGAAAAUGUAUUUAAUCAACAGAUUUCAUUGAGCAUCUAUUAUGUGCAAGGGACUUAGGUACAAAGAGAGGGGAAAGCAUCCAUAAGCUCAUCCUCAAGAAACAACUGCUAUUAACAUCUUGAGUAUUUUUCCUCUUUUCUUUUCUUAGGAAACAUAUUCUGUGAAUUCACUUUAUUACAUCAGACAACCAUAUAUGAUAAUCAGCAAAAAAAUUUUCAAUGUAUGUCUGACCCUUUUAUUUAAAUGAGGACUAUUCUAAUUUUCUAGUCACUUGCCUCAGUUUUUCAAGUUCCAUUUCAGUAUAUGAAGCUUGAAAUUUAAGGAAAAGUGAAGAAGAGAUGUGAGGGGGAAAUUAAAAGUAAGUUUCACUCACAUUUUUAAAUUCACUUUCAUAAACCCUAAAUAACCUAUAAUUUAAAUUAUUAAAAUUUUAGUUCAGGAAAUUUUCCCAGCCUUUUGCUGGUGAAAGCUUUCCCUGAUAGACAGAUUCAGGAUUUGGGAGAGGAGAUCCUGAUCUUUGAGACCAAAGCAAAAAUCUCAAACUCUUCUUUCAGAUCUAUUUUGCUCCAAGUGAAACCUGAAGCAUUUAAAAAUCCAUCCAUGUAUAAUAACACCCCAGGCUUUUUCCUUAUCAUCAUGACUUGAGAAAUUAAGUCUGACCACAGACUUAACAGUGAUUGCAGGAAUAGCUAACUCUUUGCUCUGUGUUUAAGUUUUCACAUCAUUAAGAUCAUUCUAAAUUUUAACUUUUUUAUCUCGCUUUUUUCAAUUAUCUUUCAAACACAAGUAUUUCCAUGCCAUUAAAUUACCUAUAAACAUGAUAACGUUUAAUGUCUACAUAAUAUUCUAUUAUAUGAAAAUAUCAUAAUUUUCUUUAAAUUUUCUCUUUUUUGACAUUUUGGUUUCCAACUUUUAGCCGUUAUAAACCACACUUGGAGCAAAACUUUUUCUUUCAGAAAAAGGCCUUUCUUUCAACAAAGAUCUCUCCCAGAUGGACAGUCAUUAGUUCAAAAGGCAUAAAGGUGCUUUAAGUUCUCAAUACAUCAAUUGACUUUUACCAUGGUAUAAGAGAGCACCCAUUUCACUAUACCCUUACCAGGUAUCUUAAAUAAUAAUACCAGGUAUCUUAAAUACCAGGUAUACCCUUACCAGGUAUCUUAAAUAAUAAUACCAGGUAUCUUAAAUACCAGGUAUCUGGGUCAUCUUAAAAGAAGGGGAAAAUUUUUGACUAAUUUGAUAGAUGAAAUGAUAUCUAAUGUUAACUUAUAUUUAUUGGAUCCCUGAUAGGGUUCAAUUCUUGGCCAUUUCUGUCCCCUCAUCUGUGAAUUCAAUUGUUUAUUUCUCUUUUAAGAUGUUAAUGCUUUAUUGAUUUGUACAGGCUCUUUGUAAAAAUAUAAAUCUGUUGUCUGUCAUAUUUAUGGUGGAUAGUUUUCUCUAUUCGAUUUUUGCCUUCAACAUCCAUUCAACACAUAUUUAUCUGAGUCUCCCCAAGGCAUUGGUCUAGUCAUCAAGGAUGAAACAGACACAGUUCCCGCCCCUAAGGAUCUCAGAGUUUAACAGGGGAAGGCAGGGGAGUAAAUGAUGAGUGCAGUAAGGCUUUCAAAUGCUCUGUUGGAAGUACAAAUAGACUAGAGUGGCCGCACUAAAAGAGGUGAGUGGUCACGUCUACACUUACGGGCUAGGAGAGGCUUCACAGAGGAGGUGAUUCUUAUCUAAGUAUAAAAUGCUGAGUAAAUUACUAGAGUGACAAGGGACAAAGUGGGAAAAAGCAUUCCAGGCAGAGGGAACACCUACAGACAGGGCCUGCUAGGGAAACGUCAAUAGCUGGUGUUAGGCUAGGGAAUAAAACUAAAACGUCAGGCAGGUCCUGAGGAAGAAGGGGCUCCAGACCUCAGAGUCACAUAGUUUUGUAAAUUAUAUAUAACUUUAGAUGUUUAAGUCAAAUUGAGUGUUACCUUAUUCAUCUCUUACAUAACAUUUAAGCUAAGAAAGUCCUUCCUGACCCAGAACUUUAAUGCUUACCUUUGUUUUCCUCUAGUUUCCAUUUUUAAUACUUUGUUUUCAUUUUAGUCUUUACAUUUAACUGUUUAAUCCAUCUGGAAUUGACUUUGGUGUGUAUAAGGUAAGCCUCAUUUGAAUCUUUUUUCUGUUUUAAUGUUUAUCACAUCUAUAUCGUCCAUUAAGCUUUUCUCUGUAACCCUGUUGUGCCAGUGGGUAAAACAGGGAGUGCUGAAUAGCUAAUAAAAUGUAUUCCCGGUUGGGGACAAUGCUUCGGGAAACAAAAGAAAUUUCUCUGGGGUUUGCUCUUUCUCUGAGGUGUGUUAAACACUGCAGGUACAAACUCACAGCCAUUUAGGAUCACCGCUCUCAGAGUACUACUGCUACUUUGUAUUUAUAGAUUGCAAAUUUUUUAAGGAGCCAACACUUUCCACAGAGAGGACUUUAUUCUCAUGACCACUGAAGCCGGGAGAGGGAAGAGGAAUAUGUCACCACUGCUUGAUUUGUUUACUCCCCCAAGAAAUUAUGUGGAGUCAGGCUUCUUCCCCUGAUGCUGGCUGGAAAUCAGCAUUCUGAAGACCUGUCCACCAAUCACAGGGCUCCUUACUGGGUGAAAAAACGACUGCUAGACAUUGCCAGGAGUCCCUAGCAACACCGCGGCUUUUGAAAUCUGGAGGGGGGAGGCAGUGCAGUCAGCCGAUAGUAGAGGAGAGUGCUGAUGCCUCAGGAAGAGACGGCUCUCAGGAUGGACACCCCACCCUCUGAAGAACCCUUAGAUAAGCAAAACAAAAAUCUAGAAAACCAGGAAGAGGAGAUGGAGUUUAAGGAACUGGAUGGUCUGAGGGAAGCCUUGGCAAACCUCCGGGGACUGUCCGAAGAGGAGAAGAGUGAGAAGGCGAAGCUGUACUCCCGCAUCCAGGAGCAGUCCCAGCUCAUCUGCAUCCUGAAGCGGAGGUCAGACGAGGCCCUGGAGCGCUGCCAGAUCCUGGAGCUGCUCAACACAGAGCUGGAGGAGAAGAGGAUGCAGGAUGCUGAGAAGCUGAAGGCCAAGAGCGAGCAGGCCCAGAGGCUGGAGGAACGCUUUAUGACCCUGGCAGCCAACCACGAGUUGAUGAUCCGCUUCAAGGACGAACACAAAAGUCAGAACAUCAAGCUGAGAGAGGAGAAUGAGAAGCUGAGGAUGGAGAAUGACCACCUCUUCAGCCAGGCGCUGAAGGACCAGGAGGCCAAAGUAUUGCAGCUCACUGCCCGGAGUGAGGCCCUCACCAAGGAGCUGGAGUCUCUGAAACAGAGGAGCGCUCAGGAGGCCUGCCAGGCCCAGGCCCGAGAGAAGGAACUGCUGGAGCUGUUCCAGAGCCAGCAGGCCUGUGCCCACACCAAGGACACAGAGCAGCUGCGCAGCCAGCUGCAGAGCCUCAAGCAGCAGCACCAACAGGCCAUGGAGCAGAUGGCCAAGGCCGAGCAGGCACACAGCCAGCUGAACCGGGAGCUGCAGGCCAGGCUGCAGACCGUCACUUGUGAGAAAGACGAGCUGUUGCAGCUGUCCAUGGAGAGGGGCAAGGCGCUUCAGAACAAGCAAGCAGAGAUCCGCCAGCUUGAGGAGAAGUUGGAGACGGCCGAUGUGGCCAGGAGGCGUGCGCUAGAGCGGUUCGAACAAGAGGCAGUGGCCGUGGACAGUAACUCGAGAGUCCGGGAACUCCAGCGCAGGGUAGAUGGGAUCCAGAAGGCCUACGAUGAACUCAGGCUGCAGUCAGAAGCCUUCAAAAAGCACAGCCUGGAUCUUUUAAGCAAGGAGAGAGAACUCAACGCCAAACUCCGCCAUCUCUUUCCAUAAGGAAGCUUCUGGUUCCUCUGGCCUCCAAUUUAGAAAUCAAGUAUUUGUGCCUUGUGGCGAGAGUAAAGAUGGGAUUCCAUUUAUUCUACUUUUAAGUACAAGAGACCACUCAAAGAAAAACUACUUUACUAUGACAUUGUUGUUGCCAUUGUCAGGAUAACACUAAUUUUCAGUCCUACCACCUAGAAUACACGAGAUUAACCAAA
Molecule: messenger RNA, 7022 nt
Organism: Delphinapterus leucas (beluga whale)
Lineage: Eukaryota; Metazoa; Chordata; Mammalia; Artiodactyla; Monodontidae
Source: RefSeq, a predicted model, not a curated record